Messenger RNA from Ictalurus furcatus (blue catfish), 1467 nucleotides. RefSeq names its product galactose mutarotase (gene galm). Gene Ontology annotation, biological process: glucose metabolic process; beta-D-galactose catabolic process via UDP-galactose, Leloir pathway. Bases 109 to 1143 code for a protein of 344 amino acids. NCBI's taxonomy places the organism in Eukaryota, Metazoa, Chordata, Actinopteri, Siluriformes, Ictaluridae. The record is from RefSeq and is a predicted model, not a curated record. The transcript is spliced from 7 exons. Gene Ontology annotation, molecular function: aldose 1-epimerase activity; carbohydrate binding.
AUUCAAAGAGUCGGCACAUCCCUAGCUGGUUCAGAUUUUGAGCUCUGUUGUCGGCGAGCUACAACCGACUGACUUCAAAACAGUUUGUGUUUGUAGAUUUAUGCCGAGAUGUCUGAGGUGAAGAAAGAUGUGUUAACUUUAGUAUUUGGUCAGCGCUCUGUUGAAAAAUGGACACUGCGAUCCAAGAGUGUCAGUGUAGAAAUCAUCUCUCUAGGCUGUGUCAUAUCCGCCAUCAAAGCACUUGACCGGAAAGGACAAAGUGCGGAUAUAGUGUUGGGCUUUGAUGAUCUAGAAAGUUAUCUCACUAAUUCUCGCUACUUUGGAGCUGUGGUAGGACGAGUAGCUAACCGUAUUGCUAAGGGUCAGUUUGUAGUUGAGGGAAAAGUGUAUAACCUGGCUAUCAAUAAUGGACCCAGUUCCCUGCAUGGUGGCAUCAGGGGCUUUGAUAAGGCUGUGUGGAGCUGUGAGCCUGUGCCUAAUGGAGUGAGACUGAGCCACAUGAGUCCUAAUGGUGAUGAGGGUUAUCCUGGCAACCUAAAAGUUUCUGUGACCUACACACUGGAGGAAAACACAUUAAGUGUACAGUACUGUGCCCAGACUGACCAAACUACACCAAUCAACCUGACCAAUCACUCUUAUUUCAACCUGGCUGGACAGGGUGCACCAGAUAUUUAUGAUCAUGAAGUAAGCAUCUCAGCAGAGGCAUACCUGCCUGUAGAUGACAACAUGAUCCCUACAGGAGAAAUUAGACCUGUAGAAAAUUCACUCUUUGACCUCCGCAAACCUGUUCUUCUGGGGUCUCGACUCAAAGAACUUCCUGGCCCUGGGUUUGACCACAACUUCUGCCUUUGGCUUCCAGGACAACAUAAACAAGAGAUGAAGUGUGCAAGAGUGGUUCAUCCUGGGACAGGGCGUGUUCUGGAGCUGAGCACCACGCAGCCUGGCGUUCAAUUCUAUACCUCCAACUUCCUGGAUGGGACAGUUGGAGGGAAAGAAGGGACGUCAUACCCAAAACACAGCGCUUUUUGUCUGGAGACACAAAACUGGCCAGAUGCUGUUAAUCAGCCCCAGUUUCCUGAAGCUCUGUUGAGACCGGGAGAGGAGUACACUCACACUACACGAUUUACAUUCUCAGUGGUUUGAGACAUAAAUAUACACAAAACAGAUUAGUACAGCGAUCUUGCCAUUUGCAAGGUAAAUGUGUGCUAUAAAAUCUGCAGGACAGCAGUAUAAAUUUCAAACACUUAUGCAUUUUGGUGAAAUGAAGAUAAGUUCACAGAUCAGUUUCAUAUAAACAUUUUUCAAUCUGAAGAGAAAUAUUAAGAUAAAUUGCACUAACUUUUUUUUUUUUUGAUCUUAGAAUUUUUUUUAAAUGGUCAUUUGCUCGUUAUCAGCGUCCAGCUGAUAUCUAUGCAGUCCUAUAUGAAUAAAAAUGUCCAAUUAUCAUAAUAAAUGACAUUCAAUACA